UAAUCAGUCACGAUGUUCGAUGAUUGUCCAGAUUUGUCUCGUAGAGUAUGACGGGUAAUGCCGCUGCGUGCGUAGAUUGUGACGUGCCUGCGUCAUUCUUCCCGGGUUUUGGAGUCUUCAAUUUCGAAUCGACUCUGAUUCUUUCAUGUUUUCAAGGAGCCGAUUCAGGUUUAAUUUUCUCAAUUCUUAAGAAACAACGAGACGCAAGUUAAUAGUGUAACUACUCGAAGUAUCAAUUAUUGAAAGUAUGCAUGAAAACACAUCAUUGUCAUGCAUGCCAAUGGAAUUAAUUGCCAUCAUCUUUUGGAGUGGUCUUGUGAUUCCGAAGCGGAAAGCCGAUUCUUUUUGAACGGAUUUGGAGUGAGCCUGCACCCAUGAGUUUCUGGUUGAAUUAAAAUGUCCAGAUUAGUGCAGGAACUUUUGUGUUUAAUUCGAAAACCUAACACCCUUUCGCACAAACGAAAGAUUGUGUUGUGGAUGCAGAAGAAGGGUCUUUUGCACCGGAGAAUGCGAUGCAAAUGCAAAGAAAAAAUGAAACUUGAAAAACAGCCACGUCGAGAUGGAUAUCAUUGGUAAGUUACAUGUUUUUCAAAUUGCUAAAAUAUGUAUGCAGACUAGUACUUUUUGGGAUAUAUGGGGGGAAAGAUUUGUUAGUAUGAUUCUGAUUUUCACCAGGGUUUGCAGAAGAUGCCGAGGAGUUACAACAGUUCGUAAGAAUACAAUUUUCUACCAGUCCCGCAGAUCAUUGCAGAACCAUGUAGAAUUCAUCUACAGGUUUUCCCAAGGUCUAAGAAUGAGACAGAUAGACCUGAUGGAGGAUGGUGUGGCUUCAAGCAGCAGAACUUUAUCUCGAAUGACUGCAGUACUAAGAAAGGUCUGCAUACGGGCAGUAAAGAAACUUCGGCACCUAGGACAAAUGAAAGUUGGAGGUCAUCACUGCUUUGUCCUCAUAGAUGAGAGCAAAUUUUCACAUAAGAGAAAGUACAACCGUGGCAGAUUUGGCUCUGCUUGGCGACGCAACAAAAAAUGGGUUUUAGGCAUACUAGAAGUUGAGCAGACAAGAAGAAAACCCAUUCUCAAAGUGGUAAGAAGACGGUCAAAAAAUGAACUCUUGCCAAAUAUUUUGAAGUAUGUCCGGAGAGGCUCCAGUAUAAUUACUGAUGAAUGGCGAGCUUAUCGCAGGGCUUUGACACAGGCAGGCUAUGACCAUCACACAGUGUGCCACAAGAGGAAUUUUGUUGAUCCAGUAACAAGAGCACAUACACAACAUUUGGAGCGUGCCUGGAAGACGUACAAAAUGGAUAUAUGGCGCCACCGUGGCAACAGGACAACUAAACUUUUGAAAGAGCACCUCAAGGUCAUUGAAUGGGAAUACUGGCUUGCCAGGAACCAUCCCUCACACAUUCUUGGCCGCCUUAUACAUGACAUUAGAAAAUACAACUUACAUGAAUGUAGUUAACCAGCCUGUAAAGAAACAUAAUUUUGUGCACCGCCAACUGUUUAUAACUCUUUAUAUUGGUUAAUUAAAUGUAUGUGGUAAAACCUUGUAAUUUUACAGUUUUAAUGAAUAAAACAUGAUUUGCAUUGGAAAUAUAUUGUUUCUUUGUACUUUUCCACAUUACUUUGAUGUUACCUUCUUAUAAUGACUUCAUGAUAUCUUAUGGAUGUUUAUAAGAAUACCCAACAUUUCUCACUUUACUUAAAGCAGACAAGGACCUCUUAUAAAUGAUAAUACCACGUUUAUAAAAGUACCUAACUUUUGUCACUUUACUUAAAGCAGACAAGGACCACUUAUAACUAUUAAUACCACGUUAUAAAGCUUUUUAGAUGUUUAAAAGAAGACUUUGUUUUCAUCACUUUACUUUAAGCAGUUAAAGACCACUCAUAAUAUGUUUAUUGUGUGUUAUAAGUCAUCACACUCUUCGUUACACUAAAUAUUUA
Puntigrus tetrazona (Sumatra barb) is the source of this 1941-nucleotide messenger RNA. RefSeq lists its product as uncharacterized. The record is from RefSeq and is a predicted model, not a curated record. Lineage: Eukaryota; Metazoa; Chordata; Actinopteri; Cypriniformes; Cyprinidae. Bases 560 to 1459 code for a protein of 299 amino acids. The transcript has 4 exons.